GACAGUCAAAAUGAAAACCACCACCGCUGCUGUCCGCAUACCUUCCCAGUCCUCAUUAAUAUCGGCACCCUCAUAAAUACACAUGUCGUUUGGUCAUAUCUGUAUGUCUCGAUGUUAAGCCAAACCUCCACGAAAUGUCUGCUUUCAAAGCAGUGUAUCAAGAGACAGAUCAGAAGCUCAAGUAGCCUGGGUAAUCGUGGCCGAGCUCUUACGCAUUCUCGUCCAGCGGCUGUAUCAGAUCGAGGGAACCAGUCACUCUAUCAGCUAUCAUUGGAUCGUUGGUUGCCUCGGAGAUUACUACUUACAGUGAGCUCUUGCUUGGUUUAUCCGUUACGAAAUAUGUGGUUGUGAACCAAGCAUCGUAUCUGGUCAGACGUCGAUUUCAUGGCUUCUCCAUCCUCAUCGGUAGCAAAGGCUCGCGGCCUCAAAGAUAUCCAUUCCGGAAUCUUGCAGCAGCAGUCAUAUUGGGCCUCUUCUUUCGUUCUCUGCGCACCUGCGAGGUCAUCGUGUCUGUUUGUAAUGAACAGCAAGAUGUGCAAGCUAGUAUGAGAAAUGUGAGAAAUUUCAUAUCUUUCACAAUUAUUCCCCUAGACGGCAGUGUUAUGCGUUUGCUAUGCAAAAAGCGUCGCUACUUCUAGUGGGGAUUCACACCGGGUGGUGUAAGCUUUACCACUUCAUCGUUCACCUGAUGGACAGCCAAGUUUUCCUCUUUCUACAUGGAGAUUUGGCUCUGAGACCAAGUUCAGAUAUGCGCAUGGUUCCAAUGCACAAGUCAGAUACUGAUACGUCUCACAACACACCAUUUAACAAUAACAGAACUCAUCACUCUACACUGCCACAGUUCGUUAGAAUGGCCCACUAGUUUUUUAGCAGUAGAGUCGUUUGUGCCUUGGUAAUCAAGUGCUCAUUAGAAUCGAUAUGUGUUUCGAUUGCCAAGGGGACAACCUCGGUCUCUUGUUUUUUCAAGCGAGUCAUCACUCACGGAGCUCUGCACGAAGAAUCGAUGUUGUUCAGUCCUGGGGUGAGCUAAUGUGAGCUGACCCUCGGCAAUAUUU
This is a messenger RNA of Serpula lacrymans var. lacrymans S7.9, 1055 nucleotides long. RefSeq lists its product as uncharacterized. Lineage: Eukaryota; Fungi; Basidiomycota; Agaricomycetes; Boletales; Serpulaceae. The record is from RefSeq and is a predicted model, not a curated record. Bases 614 to 862 code for a protein of 82 amino acids. The transcript is spliced from 3 exons.